UCCAGGUGAGAGUCUGACCAGUACGCAGGUAAGCGAGGAGGGGGGAGGCAGACAGAAAGAGAAACUCUCGAACAAAGAACUGAGAUAAAAGGAGAAAGACGGAAAGCCAGAAUCACCUUGACAGUGACGAAGAAGAAAGGGAAAGAAGGUGAUGAUACCUUUCGUACUGUAAAUUCAAUUCGAACUUGUGAACCUUUUUUUAAGUCAUGAUGUACUGAAUUUGAGGAGGAAAUAAAUAGUGUGUAAGCAAAAAGGAGAGGCAAAAAAAGUAGAAAAGACACACAGACAGGAAGAUAUCAGAAUAAAUUAGGAAGGGAAACUGAAAGCCAGACGGAUGAAGUGCACAGGGGCAGACAGCUCACAGUGGGAGCGCAAGAUGCCCCAGAUGACCUCCUUCAUGAGGCUGCUGGCCCGGGAGACAGAGAAGAUGGUGUCCUUCUUCUUCAAGGGAGGACCCGAGGCUGAGGAGGAGGAAGGGCUGGACCGCGUCUACUUGGACCGGCCGGUGCUGGACAAGGAGACUGGCGGGGGGGGCGCGCACGGGGGGCUGCGCUAUGCUCUGGCCAGCAUGCAAGGCUGGCGGGCACAGAUGGAGGAUGCCCACUCGUGUGUGGCUGAGCUGCCAGGAGAGCUGUCCGACUGGUGCUUCUUUGCCGUUUACGAUGGGCAUGCUGGCUCCAAAGUGGCCCAAUACUGUUCCCACCACUUACUGGAGCACAUCUUAAAAUCUGGAAGGGUGAAGCAAGGGGGGGACCCGGAGACUGUGAAGAACAGCAUCCGGGAUGCCUUUCUGACCAUCGACAGCUACAUGCACCGCCUGACGAAGUACCGGGGCUGGGACAACAGUGGUUCGACCGCCGUGGCCAUCAUACUUUCCCCUGAGCAUAUUUAUUUCAUCAACUGCGGCGAUUCCCGGGCGGUUCUUUGCCGCGACGGAGAGGUGUGUUUCUACACCGAAGAUCACAAGCCGUUUAACCCUGGGGAGAGGGAGAGGAUUCAGAACGCAGGCGGGACGGUGACCCUGCAGAGGGUGAACGGUUCGCUGGCUGUGUCCCGGGCGCUGGGCGAUUUUGAUUUCAAGGAGGUGGAGUGGCGGCCCCCUACCGAACAGUUGGUUUCUCCCGAGCCGGAGGUGUAUGAGGUGGCUCGUUCUCCUGGGGAUGAGUUUUUGGUGCUGGCCUGCGAUGGAGUCUGGGACAUCAUCAGUAACGAGGGUCUGUGCGCCUUCAUUAGGAACCGGCUCCAGGUUUGCAGUGAUCUGAAGGACGUGUGCACUCAGAUCAUUGAUACAUGCCUGUACAAGGGUAGUCAUGACAACAUGAGCAUCAUCCUGAUCUGCUUCCCUGGCGCCCCCAAGGUGUCACAAGAGGCACUGCAGCGUGAGGCUGAGCUGGAGGAAGUGCUGCAAAGCAGAGUGGCAGAAAUCUUCGAGGAGUGGCAGGAGGAAGGUGUGCCUGACCUGAUCCAUGUGAUGAAAAACCUGCAAUCUGAGAUAAUCCCAGGACUGCCACCAGGGGGCGGGCUGGCCAGCAAGAGGGACACUGUUAUUUCUGCGUAUUACAAGCUGAGAGCGGAGAAGAGCGUACUUGGAGAGUCCAUGAAUAUCAACGUUUCAGACGAUUCCGGCUAAUAGCCUGUUUCUGUGGAAACAGAAUGCCAGCGUGUAACGUCUCCAUGGAAACACCUCCCUCACCUGCCCGCAAUCUUCCUGAACCCAGUCUGAAAAGCCAGCCAAUCACAAGCUAGCAUGGACUAUAUGUCCAUCAAUACAUGGACAAAAAUAAUUUGUUUUAAAAUAUGUAGGGUUAUAAAAGAUGCACAAUCCAAAAUGGCUAUUGUAGUGCUAUCUUCAACCAGUUUGAGAUUAAAAUCAAAUGUUUGUUCCCCCUUAAAUUUGUAUGAUGUAUGCAAUCUUGGUUCUGAGUGAUUCUUCUAGCAAUUAUUAAAAUACUGUGCUUUUGAAUUUUUUUAGAUAUGUCUACUGUAUGUUAAGGUUUUGCUCUACAGUUCUAUCUGCCUGUCCUAGAUAUAUGGGUAACACUUUAUAUUAAGUGUCUCCAAUUACUGUGUAUGUACAUAGUACUGUAGUUACUUAGUAAAAACAUGUGUACUUGCACAUAAUUACAAUGUUAUUAUGCAUAGUUACAAUGUACUUACUGGAUACAUUUUUUGCAUGCUAUAACCUCAACCCGAACCUUAACCCUUUUCUGAUGCAACUGUGUACUUACAUAUAUGGUGCAAAAAGAUCUACAAAUCAAACUAUACAUAAUGACAUCGCAAUUAUGUGUAAAUGUACUUACUAAGUGACUACUAUGUAAAUACACAGCAAUUAGAGACACAAUUAUAAAGUGUUACUGAAUGCAGUUGGUAAGCUAAUGAUGUUCUUCUUCUUAUUAAUUAAUUAGUCAUUUAGCAGACACUUUUAUCCAAAGCGACUUACAGAGACUAGGGGUGGGGAACUAUGCAUCACAACUGCUGCUGCAGAGUCACUUAGGACCUUAUUUGUUUUAUGUCUCAUCCGAAGGACGGAGCACAAGGAGUUUAAGUCACUUUCUCAGGGUCACACACAGUGAGUCAAUGGCUCAGCUGGGAUCUGAACUGGGAACCUCCUGGUAGCAAGCCCUUUUCUUUAACCACUGAACCACCAAGCCUACAUCUUAUGGAUGGCAUCUUUUUAAAAUCUACAUUAAUAUUUAACCUGGAAAAUUUAUAUGGUUUACUAUAGAUCUCUACAGAGUAUGACUGUAUUGUAUGUAAUCUGUAUUUGGUGUUGUUUUUAUUAUUUAAGGUGUAAACAGCUUCACAUUCCAUUUUAAUAGUUCUUUCCCGUAAGUUAUACUUUUUUUUCAACUGUCACCUUUCUACGUUUAGCAAUAUUCGUUCCAUUUCCAUUUACACAAACCAAGAUGGACAAUAUAGAGAACAACUCACUCAACGAAAAAGUAAAACUAACAUUCCUCGAUCAAACUGCUCAUGCAACUAACAAAUUAACCCGAAAACAUACUAAAUUAAUUCAAUUUCUGAGGUCUUUGAUUUUAAUUGAAACGUUUAGUUUAAACGUUUACUCUUGACAUCUAUGAUUGUCUCUACAUACAGGUUUCUUGGAAGCUGAAGGUAGAAAUACAGAUGAACUACGGCAGAUAAUCACUUCCAGUUCCUGUAGGUCACAUGAUUGCAGUCAUAUUGACUUGAAUCAUAGGAAGUGAUUUGGUACCAGGAAGCAGCAUUCUACCCUCCUUCCCUCCCCUUACUAAAUUAUAGGACAGCUAAAUUAUAGGACAGCCAGAGAUUAGUAGAAUCUGGAAAGGUAGGGGUCUGUGCCCCUAUGAUUUUGUUAUUUGUAUAGCUUCGUAUUACAAAACAGGGAUAAAAAAAAUCAUCAUAUUAAAAUACAAACUUUAGUUUACAUAGAUACUUGCAUACAUAGAGCAUAGAAGGACAUUUGAAGCUGUGUACCUUUAGAUUCUGUGUUGCCUUAUUAUCUGUUGAAUGGACCCUUAUGGAAAUGUUAAAUUAAUUAUUAAAACGUGUUUAACUUCCACUGUUACGAAUAUUCUUAGUGAAGGGUAGUGUACUGUAGCAUUUUCGACGGCCAGAAUUUACAUUAGUGUAUAAACUACAGGUGUACAUUCCAUAUCAAACCAAUUUUCUAUUUUUUUUUUUUAUUUUGGAAAGGGUCUGAAAACGCUUUUUGUGUUAAAAACACUUUCUUAUCAAAGAUUUUGAUAAAGUCCAGGACCUUAUUUGUCAAACUGACAAACAAAAACAACAGGUGCUGAAUAUUUAAAGGCCCAUUUACGUUUUGGCUUGUUCAGUUUAAUUCAAACAGAGAGCAGUUUGUUUAAAAACAUAUAGGAAAGUCCUAGAUGAACUCAGUCCACUUCAGUUUGCUUUAGCUGAACGGAACUGAGACCAUCGGUCAGUUUGGCAUUUGAAAUGAAAAUGUGAAAAAAUAUUUCCAAAUGAACUAGAUUUAUCUGGAAACAACCCAUAUGUCAAAAGGCCUUUAGUCCAUUUUGUUCCCAGUUUUAUUAACAGUACAGUCCAUUUUUUAAAAGGAUAGGUCAUCUGAAAGAGGUUCACUAAUUAUACACAUUACCUUACAAAAAAUAUCUUCCGUUACGAUAAAAGCAAGCCCUAGCUUAUUUUAGUUAUAGUUCCUAAAAAUCGUCUUCUAUGAGAAGAUAAACAUCCUAAUAAGAUGUCUUGAACGUUGGAUUUUAAAGAUGUUCCAUUGUUCGCUUUGACUUUUUACAGCAAGGAUACAGUUAGACGGACUUUCACAGACCCUGAUCAACACUAACCUUGGACUGCUCAAUGUUAAUUUAAGUAGGGUAAUCCAAGAUUAGAGCUAAUCAUUAGAUUUGAGUCUUUGUCAUCAAAAACACCCAAAUCAUGACCAAAAACGUUUGAUCACACAUUACUAUAAAGGUUCUAUUGAGGUUUCUGGUCUCAUUGGAAAACGCUAUAACAGUGGUGGUCAACCCUGGUCCUGGAGUGCCACAGGGUCUUCUGGUUUUCGUUCCACCCGAGUUCUCAAUUACUUAAUUGAACCAAUUAUAUUUUUAAUUGGUCAACACUAAACAUUUGUCCAGGUCUUUAGCUUUUGAGUAUUUAAAGAUACCCAUAAAACCUGCAGGACUGUGGCUCUCCAGGACCAGGGUUAGCCACCCCUGCACUAUAAAAUGGGCUAAUCAUUUCAAACAUUGGACCAAAAAAACAAAGAGGUCACUUGUUUGCCUGUGAAUGCUUGUUUUUGGUUACUGUCAAGCUGUCGUGUUGCAAAGCGUUACCUAAGAUAUCAGACAAUUAGAGGCAUCUGAAAUUCAUCAUCUUCUCCUCCAUUUCCUACUUUGUAUUAAUUCUUACCUUGAAAAUAUAUUAUUACACAAUAAAGAUUUCUUCUUGAUGUUCCAAA
This is a messenger RNA of Acipenser ruthenus (sterlet), 4918 nucleotides long. RefSeq names its product protein phosphatase 1B-like. Gene Ontology annotation, cellular component: nucleus; cytosol. Gene Ontology annotation, molecular function: magnesium ion binding; protein serine/threonine phosphatase activity; manganese ion binding. Gene Ontology annotation, biological process: negative regulation of canonical NF-kappaB signal transduction; protein dephosphorylation; positive regulation of canonical NF-kappaB signal transduction. Lineage: Eukaryota; Metazoa; Chordata; Actinopteri; Acipenseriformes; Acipenseridae. The coding region runs from base 335 to 1630 and encodes 431 amino acids. The record is from RefSeq and is a predicted model, not a curated record. The transcript is spliced from 5 exons.